Mesorhabditis belari is the source of this 897-nucleotide messenger RNA. The record is from the annotation of a GenBank genome assembly. Lineage: Eukaryota; Metazoa; Nematoda; Chromadorea; Rhabditida; Rhabditidae.
AUGGUGCCUACUCCAAAGGCACGUCGAAGCAACUCUUCGAAUGGGACCUCGAUGCCGAAAAGUCCACCAGGUUUAGGGAGAACGAGAUCAUCGCCGUUGAAUACGCCCAACUUUGCACUCGGAAUGUUAAUCCAGAUGGCUCGAAAGCUUUUAUUUUUGGAUGUUCGGCAGAAAGCAAUGGUUCAUAUCGGCUUGGUGACGGUGUUUUCUCUAUUUGCCUUGUUUUUCACAUUUACCCUUGAAUCUUCGUUUUUUGGCUCAUUGGCACAGAAAGAAAGUAUUUUCAAUCAAUAUGGUGUCAAAAUUGGAUGGUUUUGGACUCUCUUCGUGGUUGGACCUUUUAUCUUCUACAGUUCAAAGCUCCAUCAUAAAAACGCCAAAUCGAUCUUUAUGGAUUUAAUGCGAUUGUUGGUGGCUACAUUAAUGUGGUACAUGACAAUUCAGACUUUUCAUUGGGUCCGCGAAAAGACCUCAAGAUGUGACAAAUCCUUGAUGUUUUCUCGUGAUAAAUGCUCAGAACAAGGAGGUCAUUGGAUUCCCGGAAUGGACAUCUCUGGGCAUUGUUUCUUGAUGUUGUAUUCGAUUUUAAUCAUUUCUGAAGAAGCGAGUGCGUUUCGUAGUUGGAACAAAUUGGAAGUAGACUCGGAUGUGAAUACACAACAAUUUCAACUCGACUCUUUUGUGGCUCAGUGUUUCUUCGUUUUAAUGAUGGUAUUACACGUGUUUUGGGAUGUUCAAAUUGUAAUCUCGUGCCUCUACUAUCAUUUCUUCAUAGAUAAGUUUCUGGGUGCAUCCUUUGCGAUCAUCUGCUGGUACUUUACAUACGGUCUCCUCUAUCCAAGCGGUUUCUUAACUUUACCGAUCAACAGGGAAAGGCGACCAUUUCGAACCACAUAU